Messenger RNA from Brenthis ino (lesser marbled fritillary), 2700 nucleotides. Lineage: Eukaryota; Metazoa; Arthropoda; Insecta; Lepidoptera; Nymphalidae. The record is from the annotation of a GenBank genome assembly.
AUGAAGCUCUGUAAGCCCAACUGGGUAAAUCAUGAUGAAAAAGCAAUAUUUUCUGUGGAUAUCCAUCCGCAGGGCAAUCGGUUUGCUACUGGAGGGCAGGGUGGAACAGUUGUGGUUUGGAACUUAAACUCUGUCUUAUAUGAAGAAGUUGAAUUGGACCCGAAUGUACCUAAAAUGCUAUGUCAAAUGGAUAAUCAUCUAGCUUGUGUAAAUUGUGUACGGUGGAGCAAUAAUGGUCAUUAUUUGGCAUCAUGUGGUGAUGAUUCCUUGGUCAUGGUUUGGUGUUUAAGUGGGGCAGCAGCUACCUUUGGUAAAGUCAAAUCAGAGACAUGGCGAUGCUUAAAAAUUUUAAGAGGACAUGCAGGUGAUGUUCUUGAUUUGGCAUGGUCUCCACGAGAUAACUGGUUGGCAAGUUGCAGUGUAGACAACAGUAUUAUUGUAUGGAAUGCAGAGAAGUUUCCUGAAAUAGUGUGUGUUCUGAAUGGUCAUACCGGUCUUGUAAAGGGAGUGGCUUGGGAUCCUGUUGGAACAUAUUUAGCAUCACAGUCAGAUGACAAAUCAUUACGAGUUUGGAGUACAGAGGACUGGACUUCUAGAACUGUUAUUACUGAUCCUUUUGAAAAUUGUGGAGGAACAACCCAUGUUCUUCGGCUGUCAUGGUCACCGGAUGGCCAGUAUGUAUUGUCAGCUCAUGCAAAGAACGGUGAUGGACCCACUGCCCGAGUUAUUGAACGGGAAAAUUGGAAACGUGAUAAAGAUUUUGUUGGACAUCAUAAGGCUGUUACUUGUGUUCGUUUUAAUAGUAAUAUAUUUGUAAAGAAUGAUAUGAAAUACUGUUGUGUGGCGGUCGGUUCGAGAGAUAAAGUAUUAUCUAUCUGGUUGACAUCCCUCAAACGACCUUUAGUGGUCAUCCGGAAUUUGUUUAAAGAUAGUGUACUAGACCUGUCUUGGAGUUCUGAUGGUUUUAAUCUUCUAGCAUGCAGUACAGACGGCACAGUCGCAUGCAUACAGUUCAACAACAAGGAGCUCGGCACACCACUAACAAUUGAUGAAAAGAAUGCCCUGUACAAGAAGAGAUAUGGCAAAUGUUUCCUCAACGACUCUGGCACAGACAUAUCAAAAUUGCUAGUGGAGUGUCCCGAGAUAUUGCUCGCUCGGGAGAAACAGGAGCCUAAAAGGGAGUUGCCUAAAGGAGAAAUUACAGCACGGAGUGAACAACUACAACUGCAGCUGGCGCACCCGCCGUCGCAGGCGGGCGGCACGCCGCUGCGGCCCAUGGACCGCCAGAUAGAGACGCGCACGUCCGACGGCAAGCGCCGCAUCACGCCCGUCUUCAUACCGCUCUCCGGCAACGACGCUAACGAGUCAUUAGGCUCCCAGCCGGCCACGGAGAGCUGCUUCAGUACAUCUUCGCAGAGCAAGUCUCGGAUACGUGUGGAGAGGCGCGAUGAUAUCGUCAUACAUCCCAACGUUAGCAACCACGCCACUUCCAACACUAGAAAUGAUAUUGGUCUAGACCAGCGUUUGCGCAAGCGCACAGCGGCCUCCCUCCCCGGGCCCAAAGUGGAGGAGCUGUCCAAGAAGCCGUGCACGUCCCCCUCCCCCGCGCCUCCUGGGCCCCCCACGCAUUCCGGGCCCCCCGCGCACGCCGGGCCCCCCGCGCACGCCGGGCCCCCCGCGCAAGCCGGGCCCCCUGCGCACGUGCUGCCCGCGCCCGCGCUGGGCACGGCCGGCCCCGUGGUGCGCGCGGCCGGCAGCUUCAGGCUACAGGUUGUAAACAAAACAUCAAACUUGUUCUACAGAUCUUUGUCAAGACUAGAAUUAAUUCCAAAUAAUUCGGUGUCCAAUGAUCCGGUGUGGGAGACAUAUUUAGGGUCGGCGGUGACGUGCGUGGCGUGCGACGCGCGCUGGGCGUGCGUGGCGUGCGCCGACGCCGGCCUGCACGCCUGGCGCCUGGCGCGCCCGCCCGCGCGCGCGCUGCCGCACCUCGCAUUAAAAUCUCAAGCAGCCAAAAUGAGUCUCUCGGGCGAUCUUCUCACAGUGGUGACGACGGGAGCCGAAGUGGCUAUAUGGGACUUGUCGAAGGCGACGUGCGUGCUGCAGCCGCUGUGCUUCAGGAACCUUGUGACUCACGGCGUAACAGUAACGAAUUGCUCACUCGUGGAUAACAACAACCCAAUGAUCUCAUUUAGCAAUGGAAAAAGCUAUAUUUAUUGCGAGAAAUUGUGUGCAUGGAUAGUGUGGUGCUCGACGGGCGACCCGCUGCGGCGCGCGGGCGGCGGCGCGCUGCCGCUGGUGCCGGCGCGCCCGCGCGCGCACGCGCUGCACGCGCUGCCGCACGGGCCGUCGAGGCCGGUGUCCGCGGCGACGCGCGCGUGGCUGGAGGCGCAGCUGGCGGCGUGCCUGCACCUGCGCCUCGCCGCCGACUACCGCCACUGGCUCGCCUCGCUCUUCGACCACAUAUUGCUGCACGGUACAGAAGAUCAGUUACGAAAUAUAUUGGAUGAUAUGCUCGGCCCGAGUCAUUGCAUAUCCACGCCUAAGAAAUGGCCGAACACGAUACUGGGAAUCAAAAAGCACGAUAUUUUAGAAGAUAUGUUAGCAGUCCUCGUAAAACAGCAAAGAUGGCAGCGCCUAUACAUCGAAUACUCUGAGCAGUUUAACAACGUCAAACAAAUGAACACAGUCGUCAACGGACAU